Messenger RNA from Nicotiana attenuata, 1545 nucleotides. RefSeq names its product 2-keto-3-deoxy-L-rhamnonate aldolase-like. The coding region runs from base 110 to 1150 and encodes 346 amino acids. NCBI's taxonomy places the organism in Eukaryota, Viridiplantae, Streptophyta, Magnoliopsida, Solanales, Solanaceae. Gene Ontology annotation, cellular component: cytoplasm. Gene Ontology annotation, molecular function: aldehyde-lyase activity. The transcript has a single exon. The record is from RefSeq and is a predicted model, not a curated record.
UUUGAUCAUUUUAUCUUUUGAAUACAUUUGAAUUAUCCUAGUCUUAUCAGGAGUCUACCAAGUAUAUGUUUUGAUAGAUCCCACAAUUUGACAACCAAAAAUUGCAGUAAUGGCCACUCUUUCUUCUCCUCCUCCAUCUCUCUCAACUCUAAGAAAAUCCUUCCCUUCUAAUUCCCCAAUUUUCCCUUCCUUCCGUUGUCUAGUUCCGCAAAUUAAAAAAACCUUUACCCUCAAAACCCUAAACCCCAACUUCAAAACCCUCCAAUCCUCCGCCGUACCCGCCGCCGCCACCACCUCCGAAAUCCCACUACCCCUCAAAACUCGCCUUAAAAAUGGCGAAACCCUCUACGGCAUUUUCCUCCUCAGUUUCUCCCCAACUCUCGCCGAAAUCGCCGGUCUCGUCGGCUACGACUUCGCCGUCGUCGACAUGGAGCACGGCCACGGCGGUAUCUCCGACGCCCUCCCCUGUCUCCACGCCUUAGCCGCCACUAACACCCCCGCCAUCCUCCGUAUCCCGGAAUCCUCUGCUACUUGGGCUAAAAAAGCCCUCGAUCUCGGCCCGCAAGGUAUCAUGUUUCCAAUGAUUGACGGCCCGAAAUCGGCCCGAAAGGCUGUGUCUUACUGCCGUUUUCCUCCCAACGGAAUCCGCGGAUCAGCCCACACUGUCGUUCGGGCCUCGAGCUACGGAAUAGACGAAGGCUAUCUAAGCAAUUAUUCCGACGAUUUACUAAUCAUGUGUCAAGUAGAAUGCACUGACGGUGUAAAAAAUAUAAAAGACAUCGCAGCCGUUGAAGGGGUUGAUUGCAUUCAAAUGGGGCCGUUGGAUUUAAGUGCGAGUUUAGGGUACUUGUGGGAUCCAGGGCAUAAGAAGGUGAGGGAAGUACUGAGUGCAGCUGAAAAAGGGGUGUUAAAGCGGGCCCCAGCUGAAGGUGGAGCCUACUUAUCUGGAUUUGCAAUGCCACACGAUGGACCUGAGAAGUUGAAAUCAAGAGGGUAUCAUAUGGUUUCGGGUGCAGUGGAUAUUGGCUUGUUUAGAAAUGCUGCUGUGGAGGAUGUUAAGAAGUUUAAGAUGAGUGUAGUUGAUGGUUUUGAAGAUGAUAGUGAUGAAAAAGAUCGUAAAGACGGUGAAGAGAAGUACUGGAGUGAAUAAAAAUUUGAACAUUGUUUGAAGUAGUGAAUAAAAGUGGAGAAGGAUAGAAGGGCGAGCUUAUUGUUUGCGAGUUUCGAAUUCUUAAGGGUUGGCCCCAGACAGAUUUCUCGGCCAUAACAAAAAGAACUUUGUUAGAUUUUGUGGUAGAUUUUGGAAGAUUUUAUGUUAUGCUUUUUUUUAUUCGAAGUGAUGGCUCAAGUUUAGAAUUUCAGCUACUUGUGCAAUUGAUCAACACUUGGUUGGUUGUUGUUUCGUCUUUUAGCUGAUUUUGGGUUAAUUGUUUAAGUACUUGUAAUUGGUGUAGUUGCCAGCUGUGUUGGGUCCCAACGGAUAGCUCGGUCAUAAAAAAGUUACUGGAUUGAAUAAAAGUUUGAACUUUAUUAGGUUUCGUGGUA